Molecule: messenger RNA, 714 nt
Organism: Gongylonema pulchrum
Lineage: Eukaryota; Metazoa; Nematoda; Chromadorea; Rhabditida; Gongylonematidae
Source: the annotation of a GenBank genome assembly
AUGGACCACGUAGAUUCAAAUUUCAUCCACAACGUAGACCACAUGCAUUGCGAAACCUAUGCGGGUGGUGCGGCCGGACCACUGGUAGACGGCGUGAUGUUUAAUCAGGAGGAUCAGCCGUUUUCCGACACAGCAAAAAAUAAUCUGGAACUCUGCGAGACGCGGGUAACAUCAGUGGCAUCCAGAGUACACUACUGCAAAGCAACGCAGACCGGUGCCAAGAGUUCUGACGAAUCUGAUUAUGCCGAUUUGAUAUCCUCGAUGUUUAAAGAGGAGCUGUAUGACUAUAAAGCAACGCAAUCCGAUGCCGAUAGCUCUGAGGAAUCCAGUUCUGACGAUGUGAUAACCGCGAUUUACAAUGAAAGGGCAUGUGACAAAAAAGCACUGCUCACCGAGGCCGAUAGUUCUGAGGAACUCGAUUAUGACGAUCUGGCAGCCUUGGCUUACAGUAAAAAAACACACGACCGCAAAGCACCGCAAACCGGCACCGAUAGCUCCCAGGAAUUCAAUCACAGCGAUAUGAUAACCGGUGAAGAGACUACUUUUGACAAGGAAGCAAAGGAAGAAACGAAAUUGCCAGAAUUGUGCGAAGACGAAAAGCUGCAAAUUCUUAGCAGCUCGAAAUUCCAAAAAUUUUGCAACGACGCCUCGCUUCUUAUAGAGCGAGAGAUUGUUGCUUCACAGGCAAUCUUGCACGUUGUUAAUUUUUGGUAG